GCAGCAGUGGGGAAGAUUCAGCGCACAUUGCUACGAUAGGUAUCAUCAUUUUUCGGGAUCAAGACGAUGGAUGUGGGUUCAUCCGGAUCUAUUCCUGCGAAUACGGCGGACGGGCGCGAUUCUUCUUUCUUUCUUUUCUUUUUUUUUAUUCAAGACGCAUCCACAUCUUCCGUAUGUUGCAAGGUGUCUUUGAAAAGGGAGCGGAGGAAAUGAGAAGAAAGGUCUAUUUUGACUCACGCCUGUCGAGAUGGAGGCAUCAUUAAGAAGACCUGUACAUUCAAGAUCAAACACACCUCAUUAGAUCAUUAAGGAUCACUGUCAUUCUGCGUAAGAGCAAAGAGCCAUCUCUUAGCUGUGACCUGCAAUGUUUUUUUUCUAUGAGCGCUGAAUCACAGCGAAGAUUGAUCCCACCGUCGACCCGAUGUAGGAACUGCUCCCUCCGAUUCCCACAACCUCUACUCUUGCUUGGAUUUCAGCAUUCAGUCAAAUCCACCAGGACAGAGUAUGCCAUCUGCACCUUUUCACAGAAUCCUACGACCCCUUCUGCUCGGCACGUUCAUCCUGGGAUGCUUUGUGACUCUGUUUUUGAUGUAUUUUAAACCAUCCACCAGCUGGUUAUCAGGUCCCGUAGAGUCAACAGCAUCCACAGACCGGGUUAAGAACCUCUUCUCCACCAAGAGUGAUAAAAACGUGACCACCGUGCUGAUCUGGCUCUGGCCUUUCGGACAAACCUACGACUUGAGUGUCUGCAGCUCUCUCUUCAACAUCGAGGGAUGUUUUAUCACUGCAGACAGAAACCUCUACAAUAAGUCAGAUGGGGUCAUCAUCCAUCACCGAGACAUCUGCACUGACCUGUCCAACCUGCCGCCGUUCCAGCGACCAUCCUUCCAGAAGUGGAUAUGGAUGAACUUGGAGUCGCCGUCACACUCGUCCCAGCUGCCUGGGAUCGAGAACCUGUUCAAUCUGACUCUCAAUUACCGUCAGGAUGCUGACAUUGAAGUGCCUUAUGGGUCCAUCGUAGCGGCGGAGGGCGAGGAGGACUUUGUCCCGCCCAGCAAAAACAAGCUGAUCUGCUGGAUUGUGAGCAACUGGAACCAGGAUCACGUGCGGGUGAAGUACUACAAUGAGCUGUACAAACACAUCGAGGUUCAUGCGUAUGGACAAGCCUUCGGGGAGUACAUCUCUGACCAAGACUACUUCCCCACCAUCGCCAGCUGUAAGUUCUACCUGGCUUUUGAGAACUCCAUCCACAAGGACUACAUUACUGAGAAACUGUACAACCCGCUCUCUGUGGGGACAGUGCCAGUGGUUCUCGGCCCGCCCCGGCAGAACUACGAGAACUUUAUCCAGGGAGACGCUUUCAUCCAUGUGGACGACUUCACCUCGCCCAAGGAGCUGGCUGAUUACCUGCUGCUCCUGGACAAGAAUGAGGAAAUGUACCUCAGGUACUUUGAGUGGCGGCGGCACUUUAAAGUAAAGAAGGCCUAUUUCUGGGCAGAGCACACAUGCCUGGCUUGUGAUUACCUGCGUAGGCACAAGGAGUAUAAGGCAUUCAAUAACCUUGAUAAGUGGUACUGGGGUGGAUAAUGCUUUGAAGGGCUAUGCAGUGCUUGUUUUGUUGUUGAAGGCAGUGCUUUAAGAUUUUUGUCCUUCGGUUGACAUGAAGGUUCAUUACUCUUCUGUCCAGAGCUCCCGAAUGAUGUUUUUCUAUUGGUUCAGUGGCCCGGUGAGAUGUCUGUCUUGUUUGUUUGUUUUUUUUUUAAUUUGCAAGCCAAUUUUGCUAAGCCUUACUUUGCCUUUUGAGUUAUCAGUUAUUAUUUGUAUUUAUUUUUUAUGAAUUACAAAUGCACUACAUUUUUUUUAAUUAUUUCAACCCAUGUUUUGCUUAACAUGACCACAUUUGCUGCUAUUUUUAAUGUUUUUGUUGUAUUAUUAGUAUGAAUGCUUGAUUGUAUGAAUGUUCCUGUGUAACAGAUAAUAUUCAUGAUGCAAGGUUGUCAUUUUUUCUUUAAAUAUCACCUUCUCAUGAAGUGGCACACAGCAGACCUUGCUGCAGAAGGAGACUGACAUAAAAGUGAAAAUAUUUAUGUAAUAUUUAUUCAAGUGAGGCAUUAUAUGAUAAAAACAAUCUCAUCUGUGCUAGUGAUGCUGUCACCUAUGCAGUGUUUACUGAACUCAAAUGUGAAAGUAGGUCAAUUGUGUCAUGUACAUAUUGUGUACUUUUGGAAUUAUGUAGCUGUCAUUUUUUCAUAUUUUUGUAUGUUUGCAUUUGCACUUCUAAUUCAACUGUUACCUAUCUUUACAUAUGUACAGUAAGACAGACGGUCAUCGUAGUAUGUGGUUGUUGAUGACAUAUGGUGAUCAUUACUCCGGUAGUCUCCAAUAGCAGAUGUGACUCUGCUCCGUGAGAGGGAGGUUACUAUUUUAAUCAUGUUAUGAAUUGUUCAUUGUCACAUGUAAUGUGUCACAGUGCAGUUGGAUCCCAUGUGGAUGAUGAUAGUACAGUACAGUCAUUGUACUGCGAUGUGAAAGUCCCACUCAACCCAUUAUUUUGCAUUCUGAUUCGAUCUACAAAAGUCUGUAAUUUCUAACUGAUACGGUGACGGGAAAGAGCAUAAAAAUUAUACAUAACUGAAUCAUUUUAUUAAGCGAUUUUUCUGUGUGUACUGUACUCUCAUCCUACAAUUUGACUUUUAAAAAUGAACACUGAUAUUUUCAACUAUUUGACCAGAUCAGACCAUGUGAGCUCUACCCACAUGUUUGGGACCUGUUAAGGAAAAAUGGGAGAUAUUCACGAUUACUGUAGGAUUAUCCAUGUUUCUGUCUUUGAAUCAUCACACCACAAUGUUGCCUGGGGAGUUGGCAGUUGCAUGUGAAAGAUAUUCUUCUGGAUUUUUUUUUUUUUUUGUUCGUAUACAAUCCUGUUUACAGCACAACACCACUCAAGAUCACACUACAAAAAGACAGCUCUUCAUCUGUUGAUAUCACACCACUUGUAAAUGUUGUCAAACAGCUAUUUCACUGAACAAUGCAUCUCAACAGCACCCAGCAGCUAUUGACACGAUGGUUACGUUUUUACUCAAGAACUGUGCAAAACCAUGUCAACAUUUUAUGCAAGAUAAACCGGUGGCUUCUUCUAAAAUAUUCUAACGUGUCAGGUUAUUAUCAUUUUGAUAUUUCUUCACUGUCAAAGGGACCAUUGAUGUAAAUUAUGAUGAAUUCAAUUAUUUUUCUUAUAUAAAUAUGGCCCUAAAUGCCAUAACAAAACCUGUAUAUAAACCUUGUUGUAAACUGAAUCAUCAUCUGGAUCCAAUGAGCCCACUAACACAGAUCAGUCCUGUCUGUGAAUCUGAACCAGACUGAGGGAGCUCCUGCAGUGGUUGCAUUCAUGGAGAAAGGAAGCAGUGUGUUGUAUAUAUUUUUAAUGUUCAAAUCUCUUUGAAACAUGCAAGUGUUGUCAGGCAGUGAAUGUGAUUUCGCUGUAUCUUUGUAAGUAAAGCUUGUGCUUCGAGAGACUGUGAAUCAAGACGAAAGGAGAGAGACACUUGAAAAGGAUAACCAGCGUCAGAGACAAUGGUUUUAGUGUUGUAAGGUGGACGAUUUCAUCAGGCAAUUUUACACUGAAGAAGUUUUUUUUUUUUUUUUUUUCCUGAUUAGGCA
This is a messenger RNA of Seriola dumerili (greater amberjack), 3660 nucleotides long. It is a transcript of the gene fut9a, whose product is annotated as fucosyltransferase 9. Lineage: Eukaryota; Metazoa; Chordata; Actinopteri; Carangiformes; Carangidae. Gene Ontology annotation, molecular function: alpha-(1->3)-fucosyltransferase activity. Gene Ontology annotation, cellular component: membrane. The transcript is spliced from 3 exons. The coding region runs from base 505 to 1587 and encodes 360 amino acids. The record is from RefSeq and is a predicted model, not a curated record.